UCAACUCUACUCAUCCUCACCUCACCUUACCUCACCUUACCUCAAUUCCCGAUCCAUUCCACAACGUACUACUCCGUACAACUGCGAUUUGAUCGUACAGAUUAGCAAACAACCGCCAUCAUGGGCGCCAAAGCAGGUCUCGCGCUCAAAGUAGUUCAAUGGUUCAUCCGCGGCGUGCAAUUCGGUUGCAGCGCUCUCAUUCUCGCACUCUUCUCGUACUUCCUCGCGGUGCUUGCUAACCGUAAUUUGCCCAUACCAACAUGGACGCGUGCCGUUGAGGGUAUCUCGGGUAUCGGUGUGCUCUAUACCAUUCUCGGGCUUCUGCUUUUAUGUUGUCUGGCCGGUCACCCCUUCACCUCUUUCAUCGCCAUUGUGUUGGAUAUCUGCUUCAUCGGGUCCUACAUCUACGUUGCUAGCGCUACUCGUGGUGGAGCCAGCAGUUGCACCGGCACGGUCGAUACGCUUUUUGGCACCGGUCGUGCUGAGGACUUGAUCGACAAUCAGCACCCUACUUAUAGACAAGUUUGCCAGAUGGAAACUGCUUGUUUGGCCGUCUCGAUUGUAGCAGUUGUCUUCUUCCUCUUCUCUGCGCUUCUCGAGGUUGUCCUCGUCCGCCACCGACGUAAGGAACAGCGUUUUGGCCCUAGUCCCGCCAACAACUACACGUCGGGUUACGGCGGACGCAGAGGCAUAUUCGGACUCUUCCGCCGAAAGAAGACUGUAGAUAGCCCAAACCCUAACAUCUUGCCUGAGCAUACCCACCCAGACCAGAUGCGCCAGAGCUAUAAUACCGAGACUACAGCUGUCGGUCAUGAAAAUGGGGUGCAAAAUGGGGUGCACAAUAACAAAUUUCAGUAUGACGGUCAAGUUGCGUACCCCGAGACCGGCACUGCGACAGCGCACACUACGCCGGCUGGUUACCGUUACUAAGCGUACACCGCUCUUCUAACUGAGAAGUUUGUUCAUGAACAUGAGGGGCAUGAGGGGAAUGGUACCUUUUAAGAGAACGAUACCUAUGUAUGAACUGGGAGUGAUACCCUGCACGGGAUUGACAUAUGGGAUGCUGUCGCUCGCUGCUUUAUAUGAAUCCUGAUGAGAUUGCUAGACAUGGCUGGGAACAUUGUGGCGGAAUCGUAAUGACCGUGUUGAGUUUCUUAAUCGUCUACUAUGACGCAUGUAACGUAAAGACUCUUAGCCACCACCAGCAUUAAUUUUGCUUGGCUGGUAUGAAUAUAAUAGAAUGAAGUUAAAUAAGAAGCAAAGCAUGUUCAUCGUUUGCCGAAUAGACAUAAGUCGAAAAAUGAUAACUAUA
Molecule: messenger RNA, 1312 nt
Organism: Daldinia loculata
Lineage: Eukaryota; Fungi; Ascomycota; Sordariomycetes; Xylariales; Hypoxylaceae
Exons: 2
Coding region: 121-930 (269 amino acids)
Source: RefSeq, a predicted model, not a curated record